This is a messenger RNA of Echinops telfairi (small Madagascar hedgehog), 1940 nucleotides long. It is a transcript of the gene DCAF13, whose product is annotated as DDB1 and CUL4 associated factor 13. The coding region runs from base 36 to 1373 and encodes 445 amino acids. NCBI's taxonomy places the organism in Eukaryota, Metazoa, Chordata, Mammalia, Afrosoricida, Tenrecidae. Gene Ontology annotation, molecular function: protein binding. The transcript has 11 exons. Gene Ontology annotation, biological process: maturation of SSU-rRNA from tricistronic rRNA transcript (SSU-rRNA, 5.8S rRNA, LSU-rRNA). The record is from RefSeq and is a predicted model, not a curated record. Gene Ontology annotation, cellular component: nucleolus; small-subunit processome.
GAGAGGCUCGUGGAGUGUGGGGAGAAGUCGCCGAGAUGAAGGUGAAGAUGCUGAGCCGGAAUCCGGACAACUACGUCCGCGAGACUAAGUUGGACAUACAGAGAGUUCCAAGAAACUAUGAUCCUGCCUUACAUCCUUUUGAGGUUCCUCGAGAAUACGUAAGAGCUCUAAAUGCUACCAAACUGGAACGGGUGUUUGCAAAACCAUUCCUUGCUUCCCUGGAUGGUCACCGAGAUGGAGUCAAUUGCUUGGCGAAGCAUCCAAAGAGCCUGGCUACUGUCCUUUCUGGGGCAUGUGAUGGAGAGGUUAGACUCUGGAACCUGACGACACGAAAAUGUAUCCGCACAAUCCAAGCACAUGAAGGCUUUGUACGAGGAAUAUGCACUCGCUUUUGUGGGUCUUCCUUUUUUACUAUUGGAGACGACAAAACUGUGAAACAGUGGAAAAUGGAUGGACCAGGCUCUGGAGAAGAGGAAGAGCCACUGCAAACAAUAUUAGGAAAGACAGUGUAUACUGGAAUUGACCACCACUGGAAAGAAGCGGUUUUUGCCACAUGUGGACAGCAAGUGGACAUUUGGGAUGAGCAAAGAACCAGUCCGAUUUGUUCAAUGACCUGGGGAUUUGACAGUAUAAGUAGUGUUAAAUUCAACCCAAUUGAGACUUUUCUCUUGGGAAGUUGUGCUUCUGACAGGAAUAUAGUACUAUAUGAUAUGAGGCAAGCUACUCCUCUGAAAAAGGUUAUUUUAGAUAUGAGAACAAAUACAAUCUGUUGGAACCCUAUGGAAGCUUUUGUUUUUACCGCAGCCAAUGAAGAUUAUAACUUGUAUACUUUUGACAUGCGGGCACUGGACACACCUGUAAUGGUGCAUAUGGAUCACGUGUCUGCGGUGCUUGAUGUGGAUUACUCUCCUACCGGGAAGGAGUUUGUGUCCGCUAGUUUUGACAAGUCUAUUCGAAUCUUUCCUGUGGACAAAAGUCGAAGUAGGGAAGUGUAUCACACAAAGCGAAUGCAGCAUGUCAUCUGUGUUAAGUGGACUUCUGACAACAAGUACAUUAUGUGCGGCUCUGAUGAAAUGAACAUUCGCCUGUGGAAAGCUGACGCUUCUGAAAAACUGGGUGUGCUCUCAUCCCGAGAAAAAGCAGCCAAGGAUUACAAUCAGAAACUGAAGGAGAAGUUCCAACAUCACCCUCAGAUAAAACGGAUCGCUCGCCACCGCCAUCUCCCCAAGUCCAUCUACAGUCAGAUUCUGGAGCAGCGGGUCAUGAAAGAAGCGCGCCGACGGAAGGAAGUGAAUCGGCGUAAGCAUAGCAAGCCUGGAUCUGUGCCCAUUGUACCCGAGAAGAAGAAGCACAUCGUGGCCGUUGUGAAGUAGAAUUUGGUACUCCUGUCAGUCUUGGUAUCUAAGGGGCCUGUUCUGCUGUGACAGGUGGGCUCCACAAAUAAGAGUGCUGGCUCCCGUUGAAUGACGAGCACUUAGCUUUUGUGUAAAGCUUUAUCAGUGCUCCCUUUGGCUUCCUUGCGAGAUUAUCCUUAAAGGUACCUAGGUGCUAGGACCAGCGAACGAACGUUCUUCCUCAUCCUGCUUUCACCUUUCGUUGGAGAAUACAACAUUUGCAAGCCCACUUCAUUUUCGCUGUUAGGAAUUAGGAUUUUAUUUUCUCUGACCUUUUGUGGUUGACACUGCGCAUUUAAAUUCACACUCGAGACCAAGCAUCUUUGCUCCCCUCGUGGCAGCUUGGGUAGACUGCCGUGAUUCUGCCUUUGAUUUCAUAUAACUUUUAGAAGUAACUCAGUACUUUUUUCAACUGAGAUUAUUGUGUGUGCUUAUUUAUUUGGGGGCUUUUCGAGACUUUAAAGGGGAUCAUGACUGACCUGCAUUUAUGUAACUUUGACAAGUCCAGAUAAUAAAACCUCUUUUUUCUUCGUGUUGAGGUUUUGA